Messenger RNA from Notothenia coriiceps (black rockcod), 420 nucleotides. Its product is annotated as exostosin-1-like. Gene Ontology annotation, molecular function: glycosyltransferase activity. Lineage: Eukaryota; Metazoa; Chordata; Actinopteri; Perciformes; Nototheniidae. The transcript is spliced from 3 exons. The record is from RefSeq and is a predicted model, not a curated record. The annotation marks the transcript as partial. Gene Ontology annotation, cellular component: membrane.
UCUGACGGCAGCUUUGCAGGCUGAACGACAGAAGACAGCUUUUCUGAAAUCUGAAUGAUAUCGGUUUAUCUCUUCUGCAAGGCUGAAGUGGAUUUCGCAUUUAGAGUAUGGCAAAGCUUUCCGGAGCGUAUCGUUGGUUAUCCAGCGAGAAGCCACUACUGGGAUGGUUCCAGAUCCCGCUGGGGCUACACCUCCAAAUGGACCAAUGAUUACUCCAUGGUGCUCACGGGGGCCGCUUUCUACCACAGAUACUACCACUACCUGUUCACACACUACGUCCCCACCAGCCUGCUGGCCAUGGUGGACCGCAUGGCGAACUGCGAAGACAUCCUGAUGAACUUCCUGGUUUCAGCUGUUACCAAGCAACCGCCAAUCAAAGUCACUCAGAAGAAGCAGUACAAGGAAAACAUGAUGAGCCAG